AAUGAGUAGUGAAUGGAAUGUUAUGCAAUAUUUAAAUAGUUUUUUAGUAGCAGUUAUGAGACAAGCAAGUGGAAUCAGUAUGACUAUAUUUAUACCAUGGACGCGGAACAGUGGACUACCAUCUAUCUGGGUUGCUGCUUCAUGAUUUUAUUUUCUGCGGAAUUCACCACUUUAAAUUUACAAAAGACGAUAAUUUCUAGUAUCCAAGAUGAGAGGCCAGAGUUCCAAGUGGAGGGAUACUCGGUACAUGGAGUCACAUACUCGGUCACGUGUCUCAGCUUCUGGUUGGCCCCAUCUAUCGUCAGCGUCACGGGUCCCAUUUUGGGCAUGACGCUUGCAGCUCUCGGAUACUCGAUGUACAUGCUUGCUCUAAGCUUGGAACAAACAUGGUCCAUCUACUGUGGAGCUGUUGUGGUAGGAGUCUCGGGUUCUAUUCUCUGGACAGCCGAGGGCAAGUACUUGGUGACUAGCUCCACACCCGAGCGGUUCCCCCGCAACAUUUGCAUAUUUUGGAUGUUGUUCAUGUGUGCAAUGUUUCCUGGGAAUUUAUACGCAUAUUUUCAACUGGAGGGGAAGAAAUACUUGGACCGAGAGACUCGGCGUAGUAUCAUGUAUGUUCUUGCGUCGAUGGCAGGACUGGCUGGUGUCCUAUUCUCAAGGCUGAGGAAAACUAAAAGUUCCUCUUCCCCAGACACUGGUCCGCUGGAAGCAUUGGGGAAAACCUGGACUUUGUUCACAACAAAGAAUAUUCUUGUUUUAUGCUUUACUUUCUGUUACACAGGUCUACAACAAGCUUUCAUAAGUGGAAUUUAUGGACCAUCCAUUGGGUUCACUAUGCAGUUUGGAUCCCAAUCGAAGCAGCUUGUGCCUUUAAGUGGAAUAUUCGUGGGAAUCGGGAACUUUCUAGGAGGAGCUGGUCAAUUUAUGUGGAGUAAUCGUAUCCAUAAAAUUACGUAUUGUCGGAGUUGGUUAAUGCUGCUUGCCUUCAUCUCAGGAUGCUCCGCCUACAUUAUAGUAUUUUUCAACAUCCCAGACAAGGCUGUAUUUGGAAACACAUAUGAUCAUGCAACAAUUGAAAGUAGCAAAUGUCUAGCUGUGCUUUGUAGUUUUCUCCUGGGUCUUGGCGACUCUCUUCUGAACACCCAAAACUUCUCCAUCCUGGCAGUCUUGCAUCCUGACAGCAGCUCUCAGACCACUGCCAUCUACAUGCUCAGCAAGGCGAUGUGUGUGUCCCUGAGUUUCUUCUGCUCCAGUCACCUCGGACUUCACAUUCUCCUGCCGACGCUGAUGUCUGCAGCUCUACUCAGCGCUCUUGCAUUCUGCUCUGUCGACAGAACAGCUGUUAAACUACAGUCAGAACGGAGACGUGCGAGUGUUGAUUUAACUCCAAAACAUUGAUAUUUCUUAUCUCUCUGAAACUUUAUAGCUUAGAUAUAUCGACAGAUUGUACCAUUUCCUCUCAGUCUUUAUUACACAUCACACCAUUAAUGAUUUUAUGGAACCAAUAUUACUUUUUACAUCAGGAGCUAAAAUGUAUUAAAUACACUAGUAUAUUG
Messenger RNA from Homalodisca vitripennis (glassy-winged sharpshooter), 1556 nucleotides. Its product is annotated as UNC93-like protein MFSD11. The transcript has 8 exons. Lineage: Eukaryota; Metazoa; Arthropoda; Insecta; Hemiptera; Cicadellidae. Bases 97 to 1398 code for a protein of 433 amino acids. The record is from RefSeq and is a predicted model, not a curated record.